This is a messenger RNA of Rana temporaria (common frog), 993 nucleotides long. RefSeq names its product olfactory receptor 52K2-like. The coding region runs from base 19 to 954 and encodes 311 amino acids. The record is from RefSeq and is a predicted model, not a curated record. Gene Ontology annotation, biological process: G protein-coupled receptor signaling pathway. Gene Ontology annotation, molecular function: olfactory receptor activity; G protein-coupled receptor activity. Lineage: Eukaryota; Metazoa; Chordata; Amphibia; Anura; Ranidae. The transcript has a single exon. Gene Ontology annotation, cellular component: membrane.
UAAAGUCGGCCACAAGAAAUGUUGAACAUGACGUUCUCCCGCCCUACGCAUUUUAUACUUCUUGGAAUUCCUGGUCUGGAAACCUCCUACGUCUCCCUAGGCUUCAUCUUCUUCUUGAUGUACGCGAUCUCGCUGAUCGGAAACUUGACUCUCCUGUUCAUCAUCAGACUGGACCGGAACCUCCACGAGCCCAUGUACCUCUUCCUCUCCAUGCUCUCCUCCAUAGACCUCGUGGUCACCAGCACCACCACGCCCAAGGUGUUGGCCAUCCUUUGGUUCGACUCCAAAGAAAUUUACUACGAGGCCUGCCUGACCCAAAUGUUCUUCACCAACUCCUUCACCUGCAUCGAGUCUUCCAUACUGCUCGCCAUGGCGUUCGACCGCUACGCUGCCAUCUGCCACCCUCUGCGGUACACGUCUAUUCUGACCAAUCGGGUGAUUUUAGCCAUGAGUUUGUGUUGCCUGUGUAGGGGAGUUGCCUAUGCGAUGCCCUUAUCGACCCUUUACAGAAGAUUAUCUUUGUGCGGCAAUAACGUCAUUUAUCACUCUUUUUGCGAUCACUAUUCGACGGUGAAAUUGGCGUGCUCUGACUCCACCCUUAACACUACUUAUGGAUUAGUGGGGUCUCUUGCUAUAGUGGGUGUAGACUUGUCCUUGAUAGCCUUGUCCUAUGUUUUCAUCCUUCACGCUGUAUUUCACCUCAAAUCCACAGAGGCCCGGCUGAAGGCCCUCAGUACCUGCACCUCCCAUAUCAGCGUCUUCCUCGUCUUCUGCCUCACCAUUGUCCUCUCCGCCGUGGUCCAGAGGUUUGCCAAGUCUGUCCCCUUAUAUGUCAUCAUUCUGCUGGCCAAUGUCUACCUGAUGCUGCCGGCCUUCGUCAACCCUCUGAUAUACGGAAUAAGGACCAAACCGAUCAGACACCGGAUCGUGACUCUGCUACUUUGUUACAAAUAAAGAUUGAAAGUUUGUAUCACAAUAAAAUACCAACCUGUA